UUAUGGGUUAGUGGGUAAAAAAUUAGGAAAAGCUUGUGGCAUCUCUAUCGAUCUACUUCAAGGCUCAAGCAACAUCCAUCCGGUGUAGGGCUUUUUCUUUUUCUCUUUCUCGUAAAGUACUGCUAGUGUUUCUUUAUUCAACUGCUUAAAUGUGAAAAACAAAAAAAGAAAUCCCCUAUGAAGUAUCCUUUGUCGUCUCUUCUAACCUUCUUCGUUUCGAAGAAAAAAACCCCUCAAUUACAAGGUUCAGAACUUCCGGAGGAUAUAUGCCGUCAAUUUUCACUAGCCGAGAUCGAAGCCGCUACCAACAACUUCCACCCAGACUCCAUUAUUGGUAUAGGUCGUUACGGGAGUCUUUAUAAAGGAACUAUCGAUGAUGGAACCGUUGUUGCUGUCAGGCGCUGCCGAAGCAGUUUAGGAGCAGUGAGAGAGUUACAAAAUGAGGUACGAUUGCUUUGCCAGUUGCGCCACCCACAUCUCGUCUCCCUCAUCGGCUUCUGCCUUGUGGAAAAUGAACUGUUCGUUGUGUUAGAAUACAUGAGCAGAGGGUCACUCGCUGAUUUUCUCUUUGGGAUUGGGAAGGAUUACGUUCCACUGUCUUGGAAACAUAGGUUACACAUAUGUAUCGGUGCAGCACGUGGAUUACAUUACCUGCACACCGGUGCCAAGCAUGCUGUAAUCCACCAUGACAUCAAGAGCUCAAACAUACUUUUAGAUGAAGAAUGGUGUUGCAAACUUUCAGAUUUUGGCUUGUCCAAACUGGGUCCUCCUAGCAUGUCAAAAGCCUUGAUAAGAAAGUAUACAUGUAGGCUUGUGGGAACUUAUGGAUAUAUGGCUCCAGAAUAUACCAUGCAUGGGGAACUGACCGAAAAAUCCGACGUCUACUCAUUUGGGGUCGUUUUGUUCGAAGUUCUUUAUGGCAGAAGAAACUCCGAUCGGACACUACCAGACAAUCAAGGAAGUUUGCUUACUUGGGCCAAGGAAUCCCUAAGGGAAGGAACCAUUCAUCAUGCCAUUGAUCCGUACCUCAAGGGAAGGAUAGCUCCAGAAUGUUUGAACAAGUAUUUGGAAAUCGCUCCUAGUUGUGUCCACUGUAAUGGAAAUGAAAGGCCAGCAAUGGGUGAGGUGGAGGUCACACUAGAACUUGCCUUGGAGCUGCAAGAGAGAGCAGAUUCCGAAAUGGAGAGCAUCUAUCCUUCUGGUGAGGGUAUGUAUGAAGAAGCAUUGUUUUCUGCCUUUGUUAGGAAUUUUGUGGGUCUUGGUAGCCAUAAUUAUUCUAAAUUUUAUACUGACUUAUCAAAUUCAGAUAGCAAUAAUGUUGAAAAUGAACUUAGUUCUUGAUGUUUUGGUGGGUUUAGGUGAUGGUUGAGCUGAUAGGUCAGUUUAUUUAUGCGUACAAGCAAUGUUUUAAUAGUCAUUAGUGAGGUAGUUGAAUAUUUGAUGAUGUAUUUUGACUAUAAAUGUAUUGUUUUCAUAUUGAAUGUAUAAGCAUAUCAGUUGUGUAAAGCAGAUUGCUUCCUUGCUGCACCUUUGUGAGCAAGUAAAUUAUAUCAAGCUUCUUGCUCCUUUGUUCUA
Messenger RNA from Gossypium arboreum, 1575 nucleotides. Its product is annotated as receptor-like protein kinase FERONIA. Gene Ontology annotation, biological process: protein autophosphorylation. Gene Ontology annotation, cellular component: plasma membrane; plasmodesma. Lineage: Eukaryota; Viridiplantae; Streptophyta; Magnoliopsida; Malvales; Malvaceae. The record is from RefSeq and is a predicted model, not a curated record. Bases 178 to 1341 code for a protein of 387 amino acids. Gene Ontology annotation, molecular function: ATP binding; transmembrane receptor protein tyrosine kinase activity. The transcript has a single exon.